GUUCGGUUCAAUUGUUGAAUAUUAUUUAUUUAGUUAGUUCCAACGAUUUUCAACUAUAAUUUUCUUAACUUGUAGUGCCGUUAAAUGUCUGUGUAUUAAAAGGACCGAAAAAUAUUUAGUAAAAAUGGCCGGGCGAGUAAAAAAAGCAGCGCCGAAACGAAAAGCUGCAGGCUACAAGAUGCCUGCUCCUAUCCCUACAGGAGAAAUUAUAAAAGACAAUCUCUUCAAGAAAGAAUGGCGGAUAGGACCCUCAAUUGGUGUCGGAGGCUUCGGAGAAAUAUAUUCUGCCUGUGACCACACAUUGAAGACCAAAGGAUCAGAUUACCCCUAUGCAAUCAAAAUCGAACCACAUGAGAAUGGGCCGCUUUUCGUUGAAAUCAAUUUCUAUCUCAGGAAUGCCAAUAAAGAUGAUAUUGCCAAAUUCAUGCAAAGCAAAAAGCUGUCAAGUCUGGGCAUGCCAACAUUCUUUGGCAAGGGGUCCCACGAGUGUAACGGAAUGACGUAUAGAUACCUAGUCAUGGAGCGGUUUGGUAAAGAUGUGUGGAGCCUCUUCACUGAGGCCGGAAAGUCAUUCCAGCCAGCAACUGUCUUCCAAUUAGGCUUACAAAUGCUAGAUGUGCUGGAGUAUAUACACAGCCGCGGUUACGUUCACGCUGACCUCAAAGGUGCCAACAUGUUACUCGGCCUGAAGAAGAAUGCCAAGAACCAGGUGUACCUAGUGGACUUUGGUCUAGCCACGCGAUUGAAAGAGGGCCAGGCAUUCAACCCAGACCCUAAGAGUGCACACAAUGGCACCAUUGAGUAUACUAGCAGAGAUGCACAUUUAGGAGAACCCACAAUGCGUGGUGACCUUGAGAUUCUGGGCUACAACAUGCUGCAGUGGCUGACUGGAGAGCUGCCGUGGGAGAAGUCACUCAAGCAACCCAAAACUGUGCAGUCCAUGAAGGAGACUUUCAUGAAGGAUGUCAGGACCAACAUCAAAAACCACUCUAGUGCUGUACCUGAGGCUCUCAUCAAAUUCUUUGAAUACAUAAACACUAUGAAACCUAAAGAAGUCCCAGAUUACAAAAAGUGCCGGAAACUCUUUGAGGACUACCUAAAGAAUGAAGGCAAGACUAGAAAUAGUACCUUAGACUUUUCGUCCAAAAGAACUAAAUCUCCUGUCAAAGGCAGAACCAGAGUCAUUGCAGAAGAUAGUGACGGUUCUGAAGGCGAAGCAGAAGUACCUGUGAAGGUUAGCAAGCAGAAUGGUGAUGUGCCAAAGAAACGGGGAAGGAAACCAAAGGUAGUUGCUGAUGUGGAUUCGGAAAAUAAGGUCCCAGAGCGAGAGAAGGAAACCAAGAAAAAGGUUAAAAGGAAAUCUUCAGAACCAGCUGUCCUGGUCAAGGUUAAGAAGACAAAGAUGAACCCGGAGGCCACGCCCCCCGCUAAACUCAACCACAACAACAUCGCCACACAGACGUCCAUUGAGAAACGAUAUAGUCCGAGAAUCAACACCUCCAGACAUGUAUCGUUUGACAGUCCUAUCUGUGAGAUUGUCGGCGACAACAGUCGCUCCAUAAACUCAAGCGGAGACAUAUUCGAUGACUCCUUCACUAUUAAAGAGGUUAAGGUUAAACCUAAGAGAAAAUUGUUGUCAAAUGAAGAGGUCAUAGUGAAAAGGGUGGUUAGGAAAAAAGUAACGGCUGUGAAACCAGCGAGGUCGUGGAAAGAUUCUUCUACUAUUAUAAACGGACGGUCGCCACCCAAGUAAGUUAUAUGUGGUGGUGUACUGUUGCUCACAUUUUAAAAUCUAUGUUUGUUUGUACAAGUGAAGUAUGGGGAAUGUUGAUGGUAUGUUGUUUUCUCAAAAAGAGAAGUAAAGCAAGUGCGUAGCAAAUAAUAUACACUAAAAUUGUUUUAACACUGCUUUAUAAUAAUUAUUGUUUCGGUUUUGUGUGAUUUUAAAAUGCCUCAUGAUUGGAAUGUUUGCCUUUGUUGAUACUUUCACAUGCCAACUAAUCUACUUCUGGUCUAAUCUACAUUUGACAAUGAUUUGUUAUUUAUAAUCAGUGCCAUUAAACAUUGUAAUCCCACUUAAUUAGCUUUAACAUGUUUACAUAAUCUACCAGAUACCUUGAUAUUUUAUUGGUAAUAGACUGGAUUCUAGGAUACAGACAAGAGCAUAAAGCAAACUAACAUAAUAUCUUACAGUCUGUUAUAAAGCAAUAUAAAUGUGUCUUUUACCAAUUAAUGACUUAACUUGUACCUUUUAAGUUAUAAUAGUUUAGCUAGAAUGUUACCUAUUCGGCUGCAGUAGGUAACGAGAUUAAUUUACGUAAUUCACUGUCCUUUAUCCCUUUGUUCACCAUGUACUGAUUACUAGACUACAUAACAAAAAAAAACUGAGAUAAAUAAUUCUUAAGAAAAUAUCGUAUACAUAUUUCCAUUUUUAUAACCUAAUUAUAACUUUAAUAUAAAAAACAAUAAUAUACUUAUUAUAUCAUAGUAAACAACUAGAGUAUGUACUACCAAUCUAUUAGUAUAUUACUAUGUAUUUAUUGAUUCUAUGAAUGAACAAAGGAUUAUAUUGUGCACAAAAUAGUUUGAUCAAUUAAUCAUUAAUGUUUUCCACCGUAAUAGUUUAUUAUUUUAAUAGUGUAAUUGGUUUUAACUACAAUCUGUUUGUUUCUUUUGAGCUUUAGUCAAAAUCUGAUGUCGCGGAUAUUCACGCGUUUUAGCCCAUGUGUAAGAUAAAAUUAUGCAUUACAUACAGUCUAGUGAAAAACAACUAUUUCACAAGACAGGAAACGCGUGAUAUUUACCGCGGUAUUAGAUUUCCCACCCAAUUAUAUACUUAAUCAGCUUCUAAUACCAUACGAUUAAUUACUUACUAAAUAUCUACAUAUUUUACUAUACUAAAAUAAUUAUUGUCUUGCGGUUUUAAUUGAAAUGUUGGUUCAAAAUACCGGUUAAUUUGUAUGUGUUGCAGUCUAAUUUGAACACAAAUUGCAGUUUUUAUGGUUCGUUGAUGUCUGUAUGUGUUGAGAUCAAUCGUUACGUUUGAAUGAUGUUGUGUUGUACAAUGAACAUUUUUAACGGCGGGUUCGGUGUUGAUAUGCAUUUGUUUUAUUAUUUGUGUGUGAUCAAUAUGUAGGUAAUUAUGUAAAAUAAACAGUAUUUCUUUA
Helicoverpa armigera (cotton bollworm) is the source of this 3167-nucleotide messenger RNA. It is a transcript of the gene ball, whose product is annotated as serine/threonine-protein kinase VRK1. Gene Ontology annotation, biological process: peptidyl-serine phosphorylation; signal transduction. Gene Ontology annotation, molecular function: ATP binding; protein serine/threonine kinase activity. Lineage: Eukaryota; Metazoa; Arthropoda; Insecta; Lepidoptera; Noctuidae. The transcript has 6 exons. The record is from RefSeq and is a predicted model, not a curated record. The coding region runs from base 125 to 1753 and encodes 542 amino acids. Gene Ontology annotation, cellular component: nucleus; cytoplasm.